AUGUGUGGCAACAUCAUUGCGCCUGAGAUUCCCCACAAAGGCACGGCAGUGACGGUUCUGUGUGUGAUGUGCAAGUCUGUCAUUGCUGGAGCCUCCUCCAUCUUCCAAGUUGUGUCUUCAGAGAUUUAUCCAACUGUCAUAAGGAGUUUGGGAUACGGCGCCGCCAACACAGCGUCCAAGCUCGGGGCUGUUCUAGCACCUAUUGUCAUUGAUAUGGGUCCUGGGCGAGUUACAGCUUCGUACGCCAUUAUGUCUGGCCUUUGCUUCCUCUGCAUAUUGGCCAUCCUCUCACUGCGCGAGACCAGAGGAACAGAAAUGGAGGACACCCUCCAGGAGCCCCCAGCGUCAGCAGAAACAGCACCUACCAUUACAGCAGCACCAGCUGAAGCAGCACAGUCGAUAUUAUCAUCUUUCUCGUUACCACACACAACAUGUAAUUCAUCGGAAUCAUCAUCAUCAUCGUAUGAACGCGGGAGCGACAUAGUUUUAAUGGAAAGGCGGGCACAGAAAUACAACGGUUCAAAGAUACAUUCAGAAAAAUUCGAUUGCGAAGCAAGUGUUUCUGGAGAGAUAAGUGAAUUUGCGAGUACUUCUGUGGAUCAAGAUGAUGACAGUGCUGAUGGUACUGCAGCCGAUGGUGAAAUAUCACCUCUAAUUCAACACAGGCCUAUUAAAUAUGUUUCCUAGUUCUUUCAGUUUGGUAUUUCAUUAAAUCUAUUGGUCUCCUUAACAGAGAAUAAUAGAGAUAGAUACAUACAAGCCAGUUGUGCUAUACGGAUUAACUUUCAUAGUUAGGAAACAUACAUUGAAAAUACAUUACUGCAUGAAGCUGUGGCGAGCUUUGCUUUAUGUCAUCGUUACAAGCGAUUGAAAUUUUGUUUUCAUUGUGGCGAACAGUAAAGUUUGAUUUUUUAAAUGUUGUUUUGAUAAUGUCAGUGCCCUUUAAUUAUGAGGGC
This is a messenger RNA of Aplysia californica (California sea hare), 956 nucleotides long. Its product is annotated as solute carrier family 22 member 13-like. NCBI's taxonomy places the organism in Eukaryota, Metazoa, Mollusca, Gastropoda, Aplysiida, Aplysiidae. The transcript has 4 exons. The record is from RefSeq and is a predicted model, not a curated record. The coding region runs from base 1 to 687 and encodes 228 amino acids.